AUGUUACGACCCCUUUUUACACGUCAGCUUCGUUCUAAUAUAAUACGCUCCACCUCUGUAUUAUCAGCUCGUACCUUCGCGUCAGCUGUCAGUACAAGUGGACCGUGCUUUACUUUGACUGAAGAACAACAAAAUUUUCAAGAACUUGCUCGUAAAUUCUCUCACGAAGAAAUAGCGCCAAAAGCAGCUUAUCAUGAUCAAACUGGGGAAUAUCCAACGGACAUUAUUAAAAAAGCUUGGGAACUUGGUUUAGUAAACACUCAUAUUCCCGCAGAAUUUGGUGGUCUUGGACUAGGUGUUUUCGAGUCUAGUUUAGUUACUGAAGAAUUGGCUUGGGGUUGUACGGGUAUCCAGACGGCCAUUGAGGCAAAUGGACUCGCGGAAGCCCCAUUAAUUGUCGCGGGAAAUAAGGAACAAAAUCAAAAAUACCUAGGUCGUAUGUCAGAAGAACCACUUAUGGCAGCCUAUUGUGUAACAGAACCUGGUGCAGGUUCGGACGUUGCGGGAAUAGGAACAAAAGCAGAACUGAAAGGUGAUAAAUGGGUUAUAAAUGGACAAAAGAUGUGGAUCACUAAUGGCGGUAAAGCCAAUUGGUAUUUCGUUCUGGCUCGAACCGAUCCAAACGCAAAACCCGGCGCCGCAUUUACGGGAUUUAUUGUUGACGCAAAUACACCCGGUAUUACACCUGGUAGAAAAGAAAUUAAUUUAGGUCAACGUGCAAGUGAUACACGAGGCAUCACAUUCGAAGAAGUUGUUGUGCCCAAAGAGAAUGUCCUUGGAACUCCUGGUAAAGGGUUCAAAAUUGCUAUGGCUGCUUUUGAUAUUACCCGUCCGUUAGUCGCAGCUGGCGCUGUUGGAUUGGCUCGUCGUGCCAUGGAAGAAGCCCUCAAAUAUUCUCUUGAAAGAAAAACCAUGGGACAAAAAAUAUUCAAUCACCAAAGUGUAGCGUUUAUGCUUGCUGAUGCUGCUAUAGGAGUUGAGUCAGCGCGAAACAUGGUUUGGAAGGCUGGCUGGUUGCGCGAUCAAAACCAAAGAAAUACAUAUUACGCAUCUAUCGCAAAGGCGUUGGCAUCUGACGUCGCAGUUACUACGGCUAGUAAUGCUGUCCAAAUUUUUGGCGGAAACGGUUACAAUACCGAAUAUCCUGUCGAAAAAUUGUACCGUGAUUCUAAAAUUUUCCAAAUUUAUGAGGGAACUUCACAAAUUCAACGAUUAAUCAUUUCUCGAUAUUUGGCUGAAAAUGUGGAAAAUAUGUAA
Messenger RNA from Funneliformis mosseae, 1257 nucleotides. The record is from the annotation of a GenBank genome assembly. Lineage: Eukaryota; Fungi; Glomeromycota; Glomeromycetes; Glomerales; Glomeraceae.